This is a messenger RNA of Branchiostoma floridae (Florida lancelet), 4706 nucleotides long. RefSeq lists its product as uncharacterized. NCBI's taxonomy places the organism in Eukaryota, Metazoa, Chordata, Leptocardii, Amphioxiformes, Branchiostomatidae. The transcript is spliced from 8 exons. The coding region runs from base 825 to 4274 and encodes 1149 amino acids. The record is from RefSeq and is a predicted model, not a curated record.
AACAAUAGUUUCGUACAAAACUGGCCUUAAGGUUAUAGGUUACACUACUCGGGGUUAGGUAUGCAGCAGGCGACAAAUGCUGAGCAUUGACUACAGGUGUUGUCGUCUGAAGUUCUGUGUCCCGAGUAACCAGAGCUUCGCUGAGUAAUUGUGUACACCUGUUACUAUGUGUACAUGACCUCAGGAUGAAUAGUGCCAGUCAAUCUCACUCACCGUGUCGUUUACAUUGUGCGCAGAAUUGCUAAUGAAUGUACUUUCACUCAGGACGAUUCCAUUCGGGAGGGUGGAGAAGAGUUAGAAAUUACAUGUACUUAGGUUUUUGUUUUCGUUAUCUUUUAGAUAUUGUAUCUACCUCCUAGUUUGUCAACAUAUGUAGUGGAAGAAUAUCUGCUGACUACAUGCAUUUUAACAUAACAAAUUCUGCACCCCUACACAGUAGAAUGGAACUGCCCGUUCGCCCCACAAGGUGUAUAAUCACGUGACUCGGUCUUUUGUACCUUUGAUGUGCAGCAGGUUGGAUAACACUGUUUGGAAACUAUUUGUGUACGGAGCUUAUGGUAACGGGGUGUGUUAUUUCAGUCCUGAAGUAUAUUAUUUCAUGACACUUGGGUCACAGGUACGGACAUUCUUUCUUUGGCCUUAAGACUCACUCGACGUCAAGAUAUGGUACAAAGUUUGCUGAACAGCACGGGCCCUGCAACGUGACUAAGUGAACGUGCCGAUCAGAAUGUACGCGUAGUCGGUGUUGAAGACUGCCAUAUUUCCGGUCAUCAAUCGCUCUACACUACACGGUGCUGGUGUUGUCCACUCUUGUGCAAGGCAUCAUGGGCUCAGGCUCGUCGAAAAAGAUGGCGCCCGUCGCCACAAGGACGAUCGAGACACAGACUGACGUCAGCAACCUCGAGGACGUCCCGUCACAGUCAGAUCCUGGGACGAUGUAUUUCCAAGCCCGAGCGACACACGGUCCCGGUACGAGAGCACCCCCACCGACCGCUACCGUACUACCGGUCACGGCCAACGGGCAACACAAGACGGCAGGGCAUGGCGGGAACCAGGAGGGAGUUCUGCCGGCCCCCAAACCUCCAUCAACGUCUAAGGACCAGCUCACGGCGAAUCAGAACUAUCAAGAGAUGGAUGAACGCGCUAGACAGGCUACAGCGUCAGAGGCUAACUCCUUCGAUGGGCUAAACCAGUAUCUAAUGAAGGGGAAGAAAGAAACGGUUGCUGUGGAAAGUACGCCAGGAUCAUCCCAAAACCAUGUGGGGGACGGGGAAACAGCCGAUACCGAUAAGGAGGGUGCCCAACAUGGCGCCGUCAGACCUGAAACCUCGCGAGAUCAGUCUCAAGCGAACGGCGAGACAGGAGAGGUGGAGGAGGCGAGAAACACCGCGGGAACCAACAAUACGCAACAAGAAGCCGCUGGGACUCUUCAGGAAGAUGUCGAGAGGCAAAUAGAGGAAGCAAAAGCUACACAGGCGAAGAUAGACAUGCAGCGACAAAUGUCCAAAAAGAGACAACAGUUAACGCUGCAGGAAAAGUUGGAAGCACGAAAAAGGAAAAGGCAAGAAGACGUCAACAGACAAGAGGAGAAAAGGGCGAGGGAGGAGCUAGCGGAGAAGCACGGAAUAGCGAUGCCAGAGCAGGUCCUUGGCCAACAAACACAGGUGACCGACGUGAAGGGAAUGGCAAAGAGUAAUACUGAGGGAAAAACCGUUAGAUUCGCCGACGACACCGCUCUGAACUUGGACGAAAAGCAUGAAGAGGUUGUCAUACCCUCAGAAGAGCCUGUUCCAAAAGGAAUCGACAGACACGAGGAGAUCAAGAAGGCGGAAGAAGCAGCUCCAUUGAUGCCGAAGAUGCCCGUGACGAAGAAGGCGUCCGUGUACAAGAAGGAGGACAUCUCACUCUUCAAGGACUUGGAGGACCACGCUGUGUCACUUGCUCUUGUGAAACCCAAGACGACGGACACGUUCGCGACCCUGAUGGAGGUCCUCCUCAUCCAUGACCUCUCUGACCUGGAGAAAGUGCGCAUGAUCUUCCACUGGGUCACUGCGCAGAACCUGAACGAAAUGUCGUUUGGUGAUGACGUAGAGGACGACUCCCCAGCUGGGUACCUGAAGGCCAUUAAAGAAGAAAGGCAGACGUACGCCACGCUGUUCGAACGACUUUGCAGUGCUGCUGGACUCCACUCCAAGACUGUCCACGGGUACAUGAAGGGUGUGCGGUACAACCCCGACCACCAUUUUGACGGCCCAGGAGACCGACACCGCGGAACGUGGAACGCCGUGUUGGUGGACGGGGAGUGGCGCCUCAUCGACUGUCACUGGGGCUCCAGACAUGUCACUGGUGAUGACCAAGUCGAUAUCGACCAGCUGACCACCGUGUACAAGUACGAAGAGUUCUAUUUCCUUACUGACCCUGAACAGCUGAUCGACACCCACUUCCCCGACCAGCCUGAGUGGCAGCUACUAGACAAGCCCAUCUCUCUCGCCGACUUCGAGGCAGGCGUCAAAUGCUGGCCUCUGUUCUACAAGCUGCACGCGUCGCUGGUCAGCCACAAAUCCGGGAUAGUUCACACGGAAGACGGCACGGCCGAAAUACGCGUCGGUUUCCCGAAAGACGAUUUCACCAAAGUUCGGUUCUCCUAUCGACUCAAAACAAAGGAUAGACAAGACACAGUCGAUGGAGUCGAACUGAACCGGUAUGUUUUGCAAGAGACCAAGGACGAUCACGAGAGUUUCACAGUCCAAGUACCCACAGAAGGGCGGUAUCUCAUUGAGAUAUACGGAGGGGAAGAUACGGGAGAUCAGGAGCACACGGAGACCUCUAACGUCUGUCUCUACAUGGUAGUUUGUGAGUCCGCGAAGCAAAGCUGUACCCCGCUCCCCGAGUGUCCGAUAGCGUGGGGCCCUGGCAGGGACGUGGUGAAAGCUGGGAUGACUCCGCUGAGUCACAAGGAGGCUGUAAUCAAAACAGACACAGGACAAGUCGAGAUCAAGUUCAGGCGGCCUAGCAAUCUCGACUUUAGGCAGAACCUGUACAAGGUCAAGUGCGAAGAGACCGAGCUGGCAGGGUUCGCGGUUAACGCGUUGAAGAGCGAUGAGGUGACCUUCCUGGUCAGGGCACCUGAGAAGGGAACCUACGGACUGAUAAUAUAUGGUAAAAACGGAGACGGAAGCAAAUUCUCACAACUGUGCUACUACGUCAUAGAGUGUGAGAAGGAUCCAGACGGUGUCGUUCCGUUCCCACAAGCUGCCAAUCAUCAGUUCGGUCCGUUAGAACCUCAGUUUUCGGAACUCGGCCUUGUCAAAACAGAAAAUGCCAACUAUCACCUAAAGACUGAAAACGGUGAGGUCAAUGUGAACGUUAGGCUUACCAACGAAAAGCUAUUAGCUUUCAAACAUAUCUUAUCGUCUAGAGCGCAAGACGGUAAGGAAAGUUUGGAUCAGUACGUCCUCAGACAGACGGUGGACAACAGCACAUCCAUGUUGUUCCGCCCUCCCCAUGCCGGGGAGUACAGUCUCGCGUUGUACGCCGGGACAGGUACGGAACUAAAGAACGUGGUGAACUUCUUCAUCACGUGUGACAAGCCAAAAGAUAAUGUCCAGCCAUUCCCAGUUAUUGGGGACGCCAGCUGGGGGCCAAUCCUUCCCCCGUUCUCUGACAUUGGUCUCUCAUUGGUAGCCCCUAAGACUGCAUACAUCACAAGCGACACCGGGGAAGUUAUCAUCGACCUCGAUUUGUCCAAACCUGUCAUGUUGCGGACCCGUAUGUCACUCCACAAAGAUGGUACAAGUGAGAGCAUGGAUCAGUACAUUUUCUACGAACUAGGCAACGAAAAUGGAACAGUCAGCCUUCGUCUCCCGAAGGAAGGCAGCUACAAGGUUGAAAUGUUUGGACAAGACAUAGCAUCUUCGACAGAGGGUGUUCCCUUGGUUGCAAAUUUCUUUGUAGAAUGUACGAAACCCCUAACGGACGCGACACCGUUUCCCAAAAUCGUAGGUGCCAAAUGGGGACCGGGAUGUCGUCUGCAUGAGCCAACAUCCGGGGUAUUAUCACGUGAUCAGGUAGUCAACUUCAAGGUGGAUGUUCCGCAUGCGUUCCAGGUUGCUGUGAAAGGGGAUUCCGUGCAGGCGAUGAACAAGAUCGAAGGAAACACUUGGGAGGCGAAGUAUGCCAUCGGAAAGGCGGAGAAAUCGGUGACUAUUCUGGCAAAUUAUGAGGAAGGUUCGCAGAAAUUCGCUGGUCUGUUGGGUUUCACCGUCGCAGACUGAGGAGGACACGUGCAGUCAGAAGAGAACUGCUGGAAAUGUAUUCCCAAGAAAUAUACUGUUUAAACAAGUCAUAAUAGGUGUGAAAAUGUAUUUAUGUGAAUCUGAAUUUAUGAAGUACCGGCGUUAUUUCAUCUGCAAAACCAUUAGACUAAAACAACAACUUGUACAUUUGUUUUUAUUUAUCAACAAUACCCUCUGUAAUCAUUUUGAAUAUUGUUUUGAAUUUAGAAUAUUGUAAAAUAAAUGAUUUGCAAGUCAAGAUGUACAUUUUACGUCGAUUGUACCCCUGCAUCUUCAUGUAUACAUGUAUUGUGAAACAGCGACACCUUGCGAUUUCUAUGGCCUAACAGACCACCUGUUGAUUGUUUAUCUUACAAUCGCACCGUUUUCGUGCGUUUUGGCAUGUUCUUUUGUGUCUUGUCAUGGUGAUUA